Messenger RNA from Calypte anna (Anna's hummingbird), 6987 nucleotides. It is a transcript of the gene ZCCHC14, whose product is annotated as zinc finger CCHC-type containing 14. Gene Ontology annotation, molecular function: phosphatidylinositol binding; zinc ion binding; nucleic acid binding. NCBI's taxonomy places the organism in Eukaryota, Metazoa, Chordata, Aves, Apodiformes, Trochilidae. Bases 41 to 3310 code for a protein of 1089 amino acids. The transcript has 13 exons. The record is from RefSeq and is a predicted model, not a curated record.
CCGGGUGGGCUCCCUGCGUGCCGGGGGCAGGCGGAGCACCAUGGUGGAGAAGCGGUGCCCGCGGUUGCAGCGGGACGGGGUGUACCGCUGGUUCUCCGAACUGCCCUCCCCGCAGCGCGUCGAGUUCCUCUGCGGCCUCCUGGACCUCUGCAUCCCCCUGGAGCUGAGGUUCCUGGGGGCUUGCUUAGAGGACCUGGCCCGUAAGGACUAUCACUCCCUGCGGGACUCGGAAAUCAAGGCUAACAACCCCGCCGACCUGGGCAGCCUCACCAACCUGACGGACGAGGUGGUGCGGAGCAAACUUUUGGUCUCUCUCGCCCUCCUGGGGUCCGCACACCGAGAAGCCGCCGGGGUCCUUUUCCGGACCCUGACCCACAUCGAUUCGGUCAUCAAUAACUACGGGCUGCAGCUCAACGAGGGACGCACGGGGGAUGAGUUCCUGUUGCUCUUCACCAUGGCAUCCAACCACCCCGCUUUCAGCUUCCACCAGAAGCAGGUGCUGAGGCAAGAGCUCACCCAGAUCCAGAAUAUCAUGGCCAGCACCAGCAAGAAUCCCAGCACCUCUACCCUCAACACCAUGGCAACCUACCCUGGCUGCCAUAAGGUUACUCCAAGGUCCGAGACCCCCAUCAACAGUGUCAGUAACAGUUUGGAAAAUGUACUACACACAUCAACACAUUCCAUGGAGGAGUCAUUACCCAAGAGGCCUUCGGGGAAACACUCCAAAGUGAGUGUUGAAAAAGUGGAAUUAAAGGGACUGGCACACAAGAAGAAUGAAAGAAAUGUUGAGUAUUCCUUUGAGGUCCUGUGGUCUGAUUCGUCAGUGACAUUGGUAACCAAAUCUUCCACUGAAGUGACUGAAUUUAUUUCCAAGCUAUCCCAGCUGUAUCCAGAAGAAAACUUGGAGAAAUUCAUUCCUUGCCUAGCUGGUCCAGAUUCAUUUUACCUCGAACGGAACCACAUGGACCUGGAAUCUGACCUGAGGUAUUUGGCACCAUUACCUUCCCAUGUGGUGAAAAAUGACCAUGUUAGAAAGUUCUUCAGCACUUCAUCUCCUUCACAGCAACUUCAGAGUUCAAGUCCUGGCAACCCCUCCCUUUAUAAAGUAGGAACAACGCUGGGAACAUCUGGAAGACCUGUCUGUGGAGUGGCUGGCAUUCAGUCUUCUCAGAACCACGUCCAGCACUCUGCUGCUGCUGCUGCUGCUCCAGUCUCACUCCCCCACUGCUCCCACCCUGGAGGCGCCGGCUCCUCGCUGCCGUAUCGCACCCCCAUGGACUCCUCUGCCUCACCCAUCCUGAUGUCUUCCAGCCCCCAGACCCCCCAGACCCAGGAGCAAAAUGGGAUCUUAGACUGGCUCAGGAAACUGCGGUUGCACAAAUAUUACCCUGUCUUCAAACAGCUCACCAUGGAGAAGUUUCUGAGUCUUACUGAAGAAGAUCUGAACAAGUUUGAGUCCCUUACCAUGGGAGCAAAGAAGAAGCUCAAGACCCAACUGGAGCUGGAGAAAGAAAAAUCAGAGAAACGUUGCCUGAACCCCACGACUCCUCCUUCAGUUACCAGCAGUGGUGUGGCAAGGGUCCCCCCCACCACCCACGUGGGGCCCAUCCAGAGUAUUCGUGGCAACCACGCUGCAGAGCUGCGUGUGGAUGUGGAUCAGCCAGCCCACCCACUGCCCCGGGAGGGCAGCUCCUCCGAGUACUCCAGCUCUUCUUCAAGCCCCAUGGGGAUCCAGACCCGGGAGGAGAGCUCGGACAGCGCCGAGGAGAACGAGAGACGUCUUGACAUUCACUUAGACGGCUCGGAGAAGGAGAAGCCGGUGAUGUUACUGAACCAUUUCACUUCCAGCUCUGCCAGACCCACGGCUCAGGUCUUACCGGUGCAGAACGACGCAGGCUCCAGCCCCUCCGGCCACCACCCGCUGCCCAUGCAAAUGAUGUCAGCGGCUUCUUCCCACAUCGCCCCCAUCCGGAUGCUGAAUUCAGUGCACAAAUCCGAGCGUGGCAACGCGGACAUGAAGCUGCUCUCAUCCUCGGUGCAUUCGCUUUUAUCUUUAGAGGAAAGAAAUAAAGUUUCUCCCGGUCCCCGGGGCAGCAUCAAAAUGGAGAAGAGCUUUGGAAACGCCGUGGUGGACGUGAUGUCUGCAUCUUCUCCCCACCAGCCCUUGCAGGUGCUGUCAGGGGCUGCUGAGGGCAGCUCACCCACCUCUACCAUGAACUUUGGGCCUCGAACUAAAGUCGUACACGCCUCAACUCUGGACAGGGUGAUAAAAACAACUCAGCAGCCAGGAUUAAUAGUAGAAACGAGUACUGCUGCCACCGUGACAUCCAGCACAGUCUUCCACGUGGCUCGUCCACCCAUCAAACUCCUGGUGUCUUCAUCUCUCCCCACUGACCCCCCCAUCGCCGGCCAGACUUCCUGCUCCAGUAAUAUGCAAAUCACGGUGUCCCCUGCAAUAAUCAACCCCAGGACUGCUCUCUAUACAGCCAACACCAAAGUUGCCUUUUCUGCCAUGAGCAGCGUGCCGGUGGCACCCAUGCAAGGCAGCUUCUGCACCAACAGCAACGCUGCCUCCUCCAGCAGCCACCCUUCCACCUCCUCCUUUGCCACCGUGGCCAACCUGCCCAGCUGCCCCGCGCCCAGCUCCAGCCCCACGCUCUCCUCCGCCGCCGCCGACGGCAACUUCUACAGCAGCAGCAGCAGCACCAACAGCAGCAGCAGCAGUGGCGGAUCCACAGGGAGCAUCCCGGGUCCGAACCAGAACCAUCAUCACCAUCACCACCAGCAGCAGCAGCAGCCCCAGCCCCCCGGGUGCAUGGUCUGCAGCUCCUGCGGGUGCAGCGGGAACUGCGGCUCCAGCGGGAUGACCGUCAGCUACGCCAAUUACUUCCAGCACCCUUUUUCUGGGCCUUCCAUGUUUACUUUCCCUUUCCUGCCCUUCAACCCAUUGUGUAGCAAUGGCUACAUCAACACUCAGCAGUACAACAGCAGCACCACCUUCCCCGUGGUCCACACAGCCUACAACAGCGGGCUGACCCCGGACUCCGUCAUGAGCGGGCAGUCCACGUUCGCGGUACCGCCCAUGCAGAACUUCAUGGCAGGGACAGCAGGGGUGUACCAAGCCCAGGGGAUGAUGGGGAAUUCCAACGGCUCCACUCACAAAAAAAACGGGAAUCUCUCCUGCUACAACUGCGGGGCCAGCGGGCACAGAGCUCAGGACUGCAAACAGCCUCCCAUGGAUUUCAAUCGGCAAGGUACUUUUAGGCUGAAAUAUGCUCCUCCAUCUGAAAGUCUUGACUCCACAGACUGAUAUUUUAUCAUCUGGCAAGAAAAUACUGUAAGCCAUGGAGAUCUAAGGAGAUCUGAACACAAAACUGAGACGUCCAGUUGCUGUUAAGCUUAAUGUAUUUUUUAAUCCAAAGGUGCUUUACUUUAUUAGACUAGGUAGGAAAUCUAGCUUAGGGGUGCAUCAGAACCCAUUUUUGAUUGCCAAAUUCAAGAUUUGCUUGGAUCUUGUUGUUGGAACUUCUACGUGGCACAGGACCGAUGCGUGGAGCUGGCCAGCUGCAGUUUCUGUUUGCAAGUACCACAUCUGAUGGAUUUUUUUUAAUUAUUAUUAUUAUUGUUGUUAUUAUUAUUGUUUUGCUGGAGAAUGUUGCCAUCUGUGGACUUUCUGAGGAGAACCAACUCCAGGGCAGCUACAUUCUGAAGUGGAAGCUGGAGGCUGAAGGUAGGAGUGGCCAUUUGCCAGAAGGACUUUGGCACCCCUGGGCUAGGUAAAAUGUCUACUUUUUUUCAAAAGUGAUCAGGCACUAAUCUCUGGGAUUUUUAAGGAUUGCACUACAGAAGAAUGUAAAAAAACUCUUCAAGCUUUCUGCACUUUUAGCAGACAGUGUCACUCUGAGACCAGUGCAAGAGGCAAAGAAGUUCCAGCUUUUACAUAAUUGGCACCAGCAGGCUCUGUGACUUCACUACAAAAUCAAAAUCUGAAGUAAGUCUCUCCUUCCCCUUCCAAAAAGAACACACACGGCAGUUUUGGUUCCUUCUGGAAACAAACUUGUGCUUCGUUGUCUCACUCCUAGGUAGUGCUGGGUUCCCAGCAGUAGAAUAAACUUAGUUUCCAAGGGUCCAAGUCCCAGAGACUCCAGAGUCAUAAAGGCUUCAAGGAUAUUUUCCUGUAACUCACAGAACAACCUUUAUGUCCUGUUACUGUAUAUAGGUCUCUUUCACAGAAACCUCAGUAUUCUGCUUUUGUAAAUGAAUUUUAAACCAUCCUAAAAGAAACCAACUCUGGCAGCAGAGUUUGUAAGCUUUUGCUUUACUUUAUAUUAAAAAAAAAAAUAAUAAAUAAAUAUAAACCUUUUGGCUCCUACCCCAAGGCUUUUGCUACAGGAUUCAGACUUGGGAGAAGUCAACCAUGUAAAAGGUAGAGAACUUCAUUAUUAUCAAGACUUUGAAGGAUUUCUUGCCAACCUCCUUCAUUGCAAUAGAUUGUAGAUGAGUAGCUUUGGUGUUAACUACUUAGCGUGCAUAAUUUGUGGGUGACAAAUCUAAAUUAGGACUUGAGAGGAAGCCAAACGAGUCUUGAACUGCUAAUUUGAAAGAGUUUGGUCCUGUCUGGUUUGAAAGAAGAUCCCAAUCCUCGUGGCUCACCCGAGGAACCUGACAGCAUUGCAUGGGUGAGGCCUUUUCUCUUAAAAAAACCCAAUGUCUGACGUAGAGAUACUUGCAUCCUGUAAUUCAGGAGGACAACCUUUAAAGCCUUGUUUACACUUGGAGGUUAUUUCUCACACCAGUUUAAACCACACCAGGAUGAAUAGGAUUUGUAGUGGGCACAGCUGACUUUCACUGGGAAGUCCCAUCCAAGGAGGAGGCUUGGAAGUGGUGCAGAGCUGCCCCGAGGAGAUGGGGCCUUAGCAAGGAGACAUCAGUGUGAGGGGGUAGCAGAGUGGCUCCACUCCUGAGACCUUCCUGGACACAUCCAUAGGAAAAAAAAACAAACAUUCUGGGCCAUCCUUCAAUCCCAGGGAAUCCAGUGGGAUCCAUGAGCAUCACGGAGAGGCCCCAGAGGUGGCAAGAAACCAACCCAGGUCCAGGUAGUGAUCUGCAGCUCAGAGCAGAUUUGACUUGGUGGAAACCCAAACCUAAAUUUGCAUAAGGUUUGGUUGAUAUAAAAACAAACAAAAAAUACUUUUUAUUUUAUAAAUUCCUUUGCAAUGCAAAAACAAAACAACAACCCCAAGCCCCUCUCUGUGUCUCCUCAGCCUGGCUCCUGUGGAAAUGCUCCUGUUUGCUCUGCCCCUGAGGAGCUGACCUGUGUUCUACCCACCAACCUUCAGCCCCACAACACUAAAGUGAUGAAAACUGACAAUGCAAUUUACUUUGCCUUAAUGAGCUCGAGACAAUGGUAGGAACAAUCUGUCACACUGUAUUUCACUGGAGGAACCGUGCAGUUUUCAGUGACAAUGUUUACUCUUCACAGCUUUUGAGGGUCUCUCCAGUGGCCUGGAACAUGUGCUGAAAGCCAAACCUGAACAUUAUUCUUGUGGUUGUUUUUUUUUUAUUUUCACUUUUUUUAAACAAUAUUUUAAAACUGACUUGUAUUUAAAGAGACUGUGUUUCAACACACGUGCAAGUGUUAAAAAAACCCUCUCAAAAUAGCAAAAAUCGACAGCAAAAAAAGAACAAACCAACCCAAACCCAAGCAAACCAACCACGAUUAUUUCUGUGCUGGUUGCAUUUUGUUUUCAUGCCCAAGGCUGGGCACACAGUCCUGUCUAAUGUUCAUCACAGAAGUCAAAACCAUAAAGAAAAGACUGUAAAAAAAAACCCUGAACUUGUGUCCAGCAAACUGUUGUUCCAUUCCUUUCUUCAGAGCUUUCUUUGGGCUCGUUUCCUUUGUGUAAAGUUGAAAGGCUGAUGUUUCUUCAAGUGGCUUACGUGUCAUUUUUAGGUGAAACGUUUUGAAAUGGUGAAGUCUGGGUUUAGAAGUAAGUUCAGAUUUGGAAGUCUUUGAGUACCUUUAAAGCAAGACGAGUGUUUAACAGAGAAAGGUUUUGAGGAGCCAACAAUCCUGGGGCCUUUUCUCCACACCAAGAAGGAGUUGUGGCUUCAGAUCUGCUGGUGAACUCUGUCCACUUUGGGCCAAGAACAGCCAAAGUUGGUAAGUUUGAACAGAGCACUUUAGUUCCAUAAAAUAAUCUUUGAUCUGUUUGGUUUUUUAAAAAGGCACAAAUCCAUCUUUUUAACACCCCCCCCCCUGGAAAAAAAGAAAAGAAAAUAGGCAGCUUGUUUUAGAAUAGCAGUUCCAGCUUCCCUGGCUGAAAGAACCUGUUCUUUAAACUUAUUUUUAUACGUGGAAAGAUGGAGAUUUCAGAGAAUGCUCUUUAUUCCUAGCUUUGUCCUGGAAGUAGAAAAAGAAUUCGUUCUCAAAAAGGAUUUCACUGUGGAAAUGAUUUUUUGGAAGUUGUCAGCCAGAAGGGAAUCCCAAGUCACCUCCCUGCAGGGGGAGAACUCAGCACUGAAGCCUUCCCUCCAGGGAGUGCUUUGCAUUUGGAGGUGGGAAUACAGAAAAUAAGAUGGAAUUUCCAGCAGGUUGCUCCUUGCACCUGGCAGGCAGCAAAUUCAGCAUGAACAAAGACACCAGGCUGGAGGGUAAGAAGCAGGAGGGUGGAGAGGGAAGCCUCGUUUUUGCCAGUGAGGCAUUGAUCAGAUUUCAGCCAUGCUUUUCCUGAAAAUAACACAUCACACUCCACUGCUGCUCCAACUUUUCCAUACCAUGGUCAUGAAUUUUUGGCAAAUUAAGCACCAGACUUCAGAAAAUGAUGGUUUUUAACAUUCGGACCUUUUACCUUUACCCAAACCUUUGACCAUAACCCAAAAUUGUUUCGUGCUGUUUCUCCCUGGCAAGCUUCAAGGUGAAGGGACUGGAAAAUACAAGGUGAAGUCCCUGGUAUUCAACAGAGCACCACUCCUCCCCAAAAUAAU